ACAUAUGAAUUGCUGUAAUUUUGUCGAUGAAUUUCAUUGAGUCAGCGUUUUCUAAGUACAAAUUCCUUAGAUAUCAGUCAACCCGAACAGGCCGGAAAAUGAAAGUCUGGCAACAUUUACUGAACUGUCCAGUGAAAUUAUUAAUUACUCUUAGAGUUGACAAUGUAGAUAUUUAGAGUUGGAAUGUCUAUGAAAAAUUCAAAACAUAGUCAGAGAACAGAUUGACCGUAUAAUAUCGCAGAAUAUUGCAAUACCAAUAGCUCUAAAACACUGACCAGGGCCAAAUUCAGUCACUUAGAAAAUGAAUUCAGAAUCGUAUUCACCGACUGUGAAUAUAUUCAUGCGUGGUCUUCAAUUCAAGGGAUUUUUGUUUUCUCAUUCAUCAAUCGAAGAUAUUGUUUUCAAAUGCUGUUUUGAAUGCUUGCCGCUGCAUCAGAUAUUCAAGUUCUUUUGUGAACAGUAUUUAUUGAAUUGCUAAAAGUCCUUUGUUACGUCCGCCUACAAAAAAAGGUCAUUCUUUGUACAAGUGAAGUUAAUUUUAACCAUUUCGGUACACAAAAUGAUUUUCUCUGAAARUAUUUUCACUUUCGGAAUGUAAUACAGAAGUUAAAAGUUCGAGCGGUGAAAAAGUUGGCAGUUUUGUUUACGUUCCUCAUUGUUUGGCCGUAUUUGCUCACCUUUGCAACAGAAUGCAAAUACGUUAGAAAUUUGAAUAUUUUGCAAGUGACUAAAGCUAGGUUGAUCUCUGCGUGUCUUGUAAACUUUGUCACUACAAUACCGCCACCAGUUCCUCYCUUGUUGUGCAGUUCUUWUGGCCGUCACAAUGCAUUUGAUGAUCCCACAACGUCCUAGGCUUUGUGUUUGCUAUCUUUUUUGUGGUGCUUUUUUGUGAAGACGAUUAACGGUCAACUGCAUCGACGACAAAGAAAGUCAAACCAGCAUCGUCUCUAUUGUUUGGGAAAUUUGGCUUUUCAUUCUUUACUGUGUUGUUCCUUGGAUUGAGAAUGACGGAGGUUCUAUUAUACAACGAUGGCAAAGCCGUCCUCAAGGUGGAACGAGGAACACCUCUCAGCGUUAUCAAGAUGUUAUAUAAUGCAGAUCCUAAAAAUAAAGGAACAGUAAUAGCCGCAUUACGACCCAGAACAGAGGAAUCGUUACCAUGCUUGGUAACUUUAGAUAAAUCUACGUUAACUCAAGAAAAAUAUGAUAUUAUUGCUUUCGAGCAACCAAAACCUUCACAAAGACUUCCCGAGUAUCAAAUGGGACAACCUAUAAUAACSAUGGGGCUAAACGGCCAGGURCAAAGCGCUACAAUGAUUCCUACUGGAUGGCCUGUCAAUCCACCAGGGCUCACAUACGCCCCAGUAACUCAAUUACUACAGAACAACACUGCUGGUCACAUAAACUCUACGUCAUCGAACUCAAAACCAACACUUAUGCACGUGAACACCUCACUGACAUGCGCAUCACCUAUUAUUAGUAAUGUUAUAUCUAAUGCAACCCCCGGACAGGCUCCGAGUUCAGUACCCCAUGCAGGUUCUCUGUCAAAUAUUAUACCAAGAAAGAGUCCAUUAACAUUAAAACCAACGAACACUCCUUCAUCACGGAGAAAGCGUUCAAGUCACAAAACUGCUUAUCCUAGAAAGAUAACUCUAGUAGUUCCAGACAAUGUCACUGAAUCACCGGGAAUUAAUGUUAAGAAAUUUCUAUAUCCAAAGCCUGUUCGAAGAUUAAGCAAUUCUAAUUCGGAUGAACACCGACAGGUCUCCGACGAUCCAAAUCCAGUAGUCGUCUGCGAUAGUACUGCAGGUCACGAAAAUGGCCGACUAUCCUCCGAAGGAACUCCGUCACCGCCGAAAGAAGAACGAGGAUCACUUGCGACGAACUGYCAUCCACGAAUGCUAGAGUCCAGUCCCCCUUCUUCUGAACCGAGCGUCACCGAGGGUCAUUAUCAUAACCAGMGAUCCGAUGGCAGUUCACCCGAGCAUGAUUCGAGUUUAGAGGAAAAUGAAAACCAUCCUUUAAUGGUUGACAGUGAUGGCAAAGAGAGUUAUGGGAACGAUUCUGAUAAUGGAAUUGCAACACAAAGUGGGAUUUCGAAUCUAACCGAGCACAGAGCGUACCACCCUGCAGAACCGCGUACACAGCAAAUAGAUAACAAUGGGUCCCGCUUCACUCGGGAUGAUGUGAGUCAAUACCCGAGGAGUCAUUACCGUUCUAAUGAGGAUAAUGAUGUGAACGACUCUCAAUAUCCUACUGCUAUUGUACGACUAGAAAACACGGUUCGAGUCAAAGCAGAGCCUCUCGAUCGAAACAGCCCAUCGGCGUGUCACAACUUGGAAACAAAUGGCGUCACCAUGGUAACAUCAGAAGGAGCCCACAGUUCGAUGGACAGCGAACAAUACCUACCAAGUAGUUCUAUACGACGAGGGUCCUUAGGACAGGACGGAGUAAUAGGAAUUCCCCCUAUGCACCCCGGUACGCCGGGUAUAUCUACGAGUAAUUCAACAGGUAUUACCACUAGUAUAACACCAUACCCCCCGGGUUAUCCAAGAACUGCUUCGGARGGUGUGGCAUUUCGAUGUGAACAGUGUCAAAAAGAAUUCGACACGUCAGCCGCUCUGGAAAGACAUAAACGAUCGCACAGUGGCGAAAGGCCGUACAAGUGUAAAAUAUGUGGCUGGGGAUUUAAUUUAAGCGGCAAUCUCAAUCAACACAUGGCGAUACACCAGAAGGUUAAACCGUUCAAAUGUGUGUAUUGUGGAAAGACUUUCGCACGCUCCAACGUCCUCAAGGCGCAUGUGCGUUGUCAUACCGGCGAACGGCCAUAUCAGUGCGAUCUGUGUGGUGCUAAGUUUAUAAUUCCACAUAAUUUGAAGAAACAUCUACUCAACCGCCACCAAGUUGUGUGGGAGGAGAGACGGUGGUCAAAUAGUAGUAAAUCUGAAAGCUGAGAGCUUGUUGAUAAAAUGGAAUAUCCAGAAACACUAACACUGAGAGAUAAGCCUAAAGGCUGGACAUAAGCUAUUGUAAUAAAUAAAAUGUAUGUACAGUCCUAUUUAAUAUAUGAGCCUGGGGCGAGGCUCCAUGAGAAAUGUCUAAAGGCGGGAUGUAAAGAGGUUAAUUAUAAGAGUUAGGAUAGAUAGAUAAGUUAAUGGUUCUUGUCUCCUUCGCUGUCGUUUUUAGAGACUAAAAAUGAAAGACGGCGAGGGAGAUAAAUGACAUUGCUAAUCAAAACGAAUUGUGCACUGGGACAAAACUGUGCUUCUCCGCAUCGAAUAUAGAAAGAAUCCUACAGGCUAGAAAUGGCCUCUAUUCGCCUAAGAAAUACUGAUUAAAACCUUAAUAGGUGUUAUGUGCAUAACUACCUUAACGGUGCUUAUUAGACAAGCAAUCUAUCAUUUCUUUCGGCGAUAAUCACUUUUAAAUGGAGACAACCGUUCAAAUAUUUUGAUGUGAACAAAACAGUGCACGUAAUGCCUACGGUAGUUUUGAAAUAUGUUUACUGCACGGAUUCUUUUUGAUUAGUAAUUAGUCACCAGGAAGAAAGGUAAUCAUUCUAGUUAGCUACAAUGCAUCAUGGGUACUGGGAUGUUUGUAAAUAGAUAUGYGCCAUGCGCAAUGAAUUCUGGUACCAAUGGUUUUGAUUUUAGAUUGUCGUCACGUGACACUUWAAAAACUGGCCUUCACCAGCAAUGUGCGGAUCGAAGGUGCACUUUGGYGGUGACCGCCAUACUUGCAACCCACUGAAACCAAAACUGAUAACAAAUGUGGAAAAACAUAUGAAAUACAAAAAAUUUAAAUGAGGUUUCACAGACCCGAGGACCACAACAAAAAAAAAAAACGAUUUGUAAAUUCUCUCGCGUGACGUUUCUAUUUAUUUGAGAGGCAAAGGUACUCAGCAAUUUGCAAAUAAAAUGUUUAUAGAUCACGGAUUGAAACUUUCAAGUUCAUUCCUAAAGUUCAUUUUUUUAAAAAUCARUUUGUUUCGGUGUCAGCCGUAUCUCAUAACAGCUGCUCAUGACUCGUAGACAAUAUUAUCUCGUCAAUCAGAUAAGSAUGAGCUGAUCUAUCACAAACGUGUGGGACGUAUUGACAGCACACAAUGCACGCGCAUGUGUGAUACAGAAAGUACUGUACGAUGACGACAAUCUAAGUUCAAAGGGAUGGUAAAAGAAAGGGUAUACUCGUAUUGUUCUCGUGAAGUUUAUUGAAGAAAAGACAAGGAUGUAAAAGUAAUCAAAGGUAUUGAAAUGGAAGGAAUAUUAUAAGUAAAAAAUAUCCGAUAACCAAGGCAA
Exaiptasia diaphana is the source of this 4298-nucleotide messenger RNA. Its product is annotated as B-cell lymphoma 6 protein homolog. The record is from RefSeq and is a predicted model, not a curated record. The transcript is spliced from 3 exons. The coding region runs from base 1005 to 2954 and encodes 649 amino acids. Gene Ontology annotation, cellular component: nucleus. NCBI's taxonomy places the organism in Eukaryota, Metazoa, Cnidaria, Anthozoa, Actiniaria, Aiptasiidae.